AUGGACGCAACAGGGAAGAUUCCAAGUGGAAUAUUGAGGGGAUCAUUAAGUGCGCUGGGAGACUUUGACCAGUGCUUAAACAUCAACGUCAACACUUCAAACCUAUCUUUUCGUGGAAAGUACUGUUCGAUUGAAUUUAAACCUCUGAUGCCACCACGUCCUCGAAUCUUCCAGAAAAUAUUGCCAUUAUUUGAUAAUUUCACAUCUUCUGACAAGGGAUUGGACAAAAUAAUGGAAACACCUAAACUUUUUAAUUCGAAAUUUGUUCUGUUUUUGUCUUUAAGUUUACCUUAUGUUUUUCUUUCAGUGGCCUCGCGAAUACACGUCGAGGCUUCUGUAAUAAACUGUAAUGUCAAAGAAACACCAAUGUUGGAAAAGGAUCAGAUUGCUGUUAUAAUAUUUCUGCUAGUCGUAGGAAUGAUAACUGUUAUUGCUACAAUAACAGACGUUUGCACUUCUCUACCAAAUAACGGGAAACAAUUAGAGAAACUUCGUAGAAACGAAGUAUUCAGAGCAAGGAUGCUAGUGAGCUCAGUUCUAGCCCAACCUCUUAAACACGGCACAGUUGUGAUGGAUACUUUUUUCGCUCUGAGAUCAUCCAAGAAGGGGCUGUUAACUAUUUUAGUGUUAGUUCUUGUGUCUUCAGCAGUUACUGGUGUUGUCAUUGAAUACUUCAAGUUACCAGCUGCCAGAUACUUUACUGAUAUUGACUCAAGGGAUCUGUGGAAACUUAUAAACUUCGUGUACGUUCAGCCUUAUCCACAUCUGGGAUCCUAUUUUGUCGGAGCUGCAACCGGAUACUUGGUAGUGAAGCAACCUGUAAUUAAGUUGUCCAAGGUUCAACAAUUAUUUGGCUGGCUGUUUUUCGUACUGAUAAUUGUUGGCGUAUUAUAUGGAACUUUGUCGUGGACUAAAGGUGAAGAAACAGGACGUGUUGCUGUGGUUCUCUAUGCUGUAUCCUACUCGACUUUGUGGGCUAUAGCUAUAGCUUGGUUGAUAGUGGCUUGUUUGUACGGAUAUGGAGGAAUGAUAAACACGUUUUUAUCAUCGUCAUAUUUUAUCAAACUGGACAGAUUAUCAUAUGCAGUCUAUUUAAUUCAUGUCCCUGUUCAUAUGAUUUAUUUCUAUCAGAAGAUACACACAACUUCCUUUCAAGGGCUAGAGUUGGUUUACAUGUUUUUCGGAACUGUGAUGAUGAUCUACCCUUUGGCGUUCCUGUUUACUGUCUUGUUCGAGUCACCGUACAUUGCUCUUAUCAAAACUAUGAUCAUCAUACCGGAAGGAGGCAGUUCGUCAGAUCCCUGCGUUAUCCAAAACUGUAAAGAAGAGAAGACGCUGCCUUUUAAAAAAGCAGACUGUAAUACCAACAAAUCGAUCUGAAGUUAACACUUAGAAAUAUUUUAGCUGUUAGCUAACAAGCAUGUGAUAAAAUCUAACAACAUGUGGACUGUAAUGUCAGUUAACAAUAGUUUGUUAGUUGUAGUUCUGUUUUAUUGUCUGUCAUUAAAUGUAAACAUAUGUAUAUCAGGGGUCGCUUUCGAUUCACGUGCAGAGGCAACAUCCAAAGGAUGUAACGAGAUGAAUAUUUUUUUGUAUUUUACUUAGGAAGAAACUUUCGUGAAUUGACAAUACUUUUACUAAAUGAUAGAUUUGAAUUUGUGGAAAGUUUAUACAAACGAAAACAUAUUUUUGAUAUAAGAGAAGUAGCAUUCUAAUUGUAUCAAAAAAUUAUUUCCCAUAUUAGAGAUAAGGACUAGUUUGGUAACAGAA
Limulus polyphemus (Atlantic horseshoe crab) is the source of this 1770-nucleotide messenger RNA. RefSeq lists its product as uncharacterized. The transcript has 10 exons. The record is from RefSeq and is a predicted model, not a curated record. NCBI's taxonomy places the organism in Eukaryota, Metazoa, Arthropoda, Merostomata, Xiphosura, Limulidae. Bases 1 to 1380 code for a protein of 459 amino acids.